Molecule: messenger RNA, 9152 nt
Organism: Choloepus didactylus (southern two-toed sloth)
Lineage: Eukaryota; Metazoa; Chordata; Mammalia; Pilosa; Megalonychidae
Gene: TDRD3
Product: tudor domain containing 3
Exons: 13
Coding region: 871-3003 (710 amino acids)
Cellular component (GO): nucleus
Molecular function (GO): protein binding
Source: RefSeq, a predicted model, not a curated record
GAGCCAAGUGGGGCCUGUGCCAAGGUCGCAGGGUCGCGGUGGGACGGCGACAGGAAAAACAAGCAUUGACACAAUCGCCCUAUUUCUUCAUACGCUCUCAGGGCAGCUUUCCUUGGAGUGACUAUUCCUUUUCAUUGUGGUGUCCUAUUUGGACAACGCGACCUGCCUACGGAAACUAGUAAAGCCCGAGAUGCAUUCUUUUUUUUUUUUUUGCGUCCGGUCAGAUCGAAAGGCAGGGUGAUGGAAUCAGUCUUUACAGGAAGGUAAACUCUUCCCCUGUGCAGAGGGGGCUGGGAACACCUUUCUUAGGAGUUUUACUGCCCCAAACGCGGCCUUGUUAGUGCGGUAUGGAAGCACUGCUCAGCACCCGACUUGUCAACUCCUGCGUUAUCCUGCCUUCUCUGAGGUGACCGCUUGUUGGCGCUGGAAACACGGACGUUACUUUCUGCUGUGCAAAGACUAGUAGGGAGUUUGCUAGGUGUGCAACUCAGAAAAGUGGCACAAAAAGCCAAAAACGAAACCAGGCUUCGGAGGAGUGGCAAAAUCUGCGUGGAACUGCUUGCAAACCGGCCUUCGAACUCCCCUACCUCCAGCCCCCCAGCCUGUCUUUGGGCGACCGCAGCCUCUCCGGCCCACACCAGGCCUGCCCCUGCGGACGCUUAGAAAACGCGGCGAGCGGAACCCGCACGCGGAAGCGACGGCCGCACUGAGCAUGCCCAGUUGCAGAGCCGACCAGAGGAGUUUUCUUUUUCUUUUUUCUUUUUCUUUUUCUUUCUUUCUUUUUCCUUUUUCUUUUCUUGGUCUCAAGUAGGAGGCCUUCCCCUUACCCCCACCCCAGCCCCCCCACCCUCUCCGGCUUAAGCAGCUACCAUGGCCGAGGUUCUCGGCGCGGCGUUGUCCCAGGCGGGUUGGUAUCUUUCAGAUGAAGGCAUUGAAGCUUGCACAAGUUCUCCUGACAAAGUCAAUAUAAAUGACAUCAUUUUGAUUGCUCUCAAUACAGAUCUAAGAACAAUUGGCAAGAAGUUCCUCCCCAGUGACAUCAAUGGUGGAAAGGUAGAAAAGCUUGAAGGUCCAUGUGUGUUGCAGAUUCAAAAAAUUCGCAAUGUUGCUGCACCAAAGGAUAACGAAGAAUCUCAGGCUGCACCAAGAAUGCUGCGUUUGCAAAUGACUGAUGGUCAUAUAAGUUGCACAGGAGUAGAAUUUAAUUAUAUGUCAAAAAUAAGCCUGAACACACCACCUGGAACUAAAAUUAAGCUCUCAGGCAUUGUUGACAUUAAAAAUGGAUUCCUGCUCUUGAAUGACUCUAACACAACAGUUCUUGGUGGUGAAGUGGAGCACCUUAUUGAGAAAUGGGAAUUGCAGAGAAGCUUGUCAAAACACAAUAGAAGCAAUAUUGGAACUGAAGGUGGACCACCCCCUUUUGUGCCUUUUGGACAGAAGUGUGUAUCUCAUGUCCAAGUGGAUAGCAGAGAACUUGAUCGAAGAAAGACCUUGCAAGUUACUAUGCCUGUCAAACCUACAAUUGAUAAUGAUGAAUUUGAAAAGCAAAGGACUGCUGCUAUUGCAGAAGUUGCAAAAAGCAAAGAAACCAAGACAUUUGGAGGAGGUGGUGGUGGUGCUAGAAGCAAUCUCAACAUGAGUGCUGGUGGUAACCGAAAUAGGGAAGUUUUACAAAAAGAAAAGUCAACCAAAUCCGAGGGAAAACAUGAAGGUGUCUAUAGAGAACUGGUUGAUGAGAAAGCUCUGAAGCAUAUAACAGAAAUGGGCUUCAGUAAGGAAGCAGCAAGGCAAGCUCUUAUGGAUAAUGGCAACAACUUAGAAGCAGCAUUGAAUGUACUUCUUAAUAGCAAUAAACAAAAACCUGUUACAGGUCCACCUUUGAGAGGUAAAGGAAAAGGCAGGGGGCGAAUAAGAUCUGAAGAUGAAGAGGACCUGGGGAAUGCAAGGCCAUCAGCACCAAGCACAUUGUUUGAUUUUUUGGAGUCUAAAAUGGGAACUUUGAGUGUGGAAGAACCUAAAUCUCAGCCACAGCAGCUUUAUCAGGGACAAUAUAGGUUGUCGAAUACUGAGCAAAAUGGAAUAAAAGAUAAUAAUCAACCAAGACAUGUUCCUCGAAAUGAUACCAGGCAGCCAAGAAAUGAAAAACCUCCUCGUUUUCAGAGAGACACUCAAAAUUCAAGGUCAAUUUUAGAAGGCAGUGGAUUACCUAGAAACAGAGGUUCUGAAAGACCAAGUACUUCUUCAGGAUCUGAAAUAUGGGCUGAAGAGAGAAUCAAGUAUGAUAGACCAUAUUCUAGAUAUGACAGAACUAAAGAUACUUCAUAUCCUUCGAGUUCUCAGCACAAUGAAGGUGCUUUUAAAAAAAGAGAUAACUCUAUGCAAAGCAGACCAGGAAAAGGUCCACCCUACGCAGAGGCAAAAGAAAAUCCACUUCCUCAAGAAUACGUAGAUUACAAUAAUCAAAAACGUGGGAAAAGAGAAAACCAAACAGCAAAUCCUGAUCAUUUUUAUGACAGGAAACCACGAACAAUAAAUAAUGAUGCUUUCAGUGGUGUAAAAUUUGAAAAAUAUUUUAAUGUAAAUACUGAUUACCAGAAUCCUGUUAGAACUAACAGCUUCAUUGGUGUUCCAAAUGGAGAGACAGAAAUGGCACUGAAGGGGAGGCGAGUAGGACCUAUUAAGCCUGCAGAACCCAUCACAACUAUACCCUAUGAUGAUAAAGUAUUUUACAAUAGUGGGUCCAAAAGAAGAUCUGGGCCAAUUAAACCAGAAAAAGUACUAGAAUCAUCUGUUCCUAUGGAGUAUGCAACAAUGUGGAAACCUGGAGAUGAAUGUUUUGCACUUUAUUGGGAAGACAACAAGUUUUACCGAGCAGAAGUUGAAGCUCUCCAUUCUUCAGGUAUUACAGCAGUUGUUAAAUUCAUUGAUUAUGGAAACUAUGAAGAGGUGCUACUAAGCAACAUCAGGCCAAUUCAAACAGAGGCAUGGAGUGGCCAUAACUGAUGAGGACACUUGUCAUUCCUCACUGUAACUCUUCCAUUCAGAGGUGUUUGGUACUGAAGUGAUAAUUUUCUUUCUAUAAUCAGUGACUUUUCUCUUUUCCCCCUUAAUAAUUUUCAUUGCUUUAUCCUUGAUUUUAGGUCUGUGUAAACUUAUCUGGACAAUAAAUUUAUCAGAUGUCACAUUCAUUUAGUGAUUCUGUUCUGGACCACAGCAAUACUUUCUAACUCUUCCUGUUCAGUUGUAAAUACUAAUCUAUACUUUCUUGUGCUAUUUCCUUACUUGUCAUGAUCUUAAAAAAUUUUUUAUGAGAAUCUUGAAAUGUUUUGCAGAAGGAAACAGGAUAGAAUCACUAAAUCUUUUGGAUAGUCCGAUAUUUCUUUUCUCCUACUUAUAGAUAAUUCAGUGAUUAUUGAUUUUAUGAUUCUGCAUAGGUUAGUGUAACAGCUUUUUUGAAUCAUGCACAUCAUUACAGUAAGAUCAGCCUCUCUUUAUCUUCAUGAAUAAUUAAUUUGUUUGAGAGAAACAUCUCCUUCCUGAAAUAUGGAGGCCACCAAUUUAAGGUAUAUUUAGCUAUCUCCUUUUAAAAAAAAUUAAUGUCUUCAUAUAUUCAUAAAAACCCCUGCAGAAAUACGAUCUUUGAGGCUGUCAGUAAAUUUAUUGGAGAGUUAGUAUAGAUUUCUCUUUGCCUCUGAAAAUGUUGGGGUUUAUGAGCACUUUUUCUUUUUAUAACUGUGUAAUUGUAACAGAUAUAAUCUAAUCAUAUUUAUGUAUCAAACGUACAAAUUAUCAAAAGCAAAACAUUGUGGAUCUUCUAAUUUCUUAAUUCUUGCACCACUUAUGUGCAUUACUAUUUUUAAUUAUGAAAUAAUAUUGUAUCUUUUAUUAACAUUUAUGUUUGUUAUUGGGAAAGGAUUUUGGAAAACCUCUUGUUUUCCUAAAUGUGGCAGUGAUCAUUUAGUGAAGAUUUUUUUAAUAGUUUGCAAAAAAAACAACCAACAGAAGCCUGCAUAUAAACCAAAAGCCUUUAUAGAAAUCAAUAUCCUGUAUUGUUUCUUUAAGGUGUAAGGAUAAAUCAUUAAAUAAAAAACAUGAAACAUUAAGAGACUCAAUGACUAAAUUAAUAGUCCAUUGUAUAGAAAAUUAAAAUAAAAACCAAAUUAGUACUUUAAAUCUAAGUUUAAAUAUUUUUCUUGUGAGGUCUAGAAAUUAUUUGCUGUAAAUCUGUCUGUAAGCCAAACAGUUUUUUUCUGUUUCCAUCUGGAUACACCUUUUUACUUCUAGAACGUACUCAAUCAGUGAUGAUAUUUUUGAUGGUCAAAAUAUAUGUUCUCAUUAUGAUCAAAUACUUUAUUUCCUCCAAAAUGAUUUAUUAAACUUUUGGUAAGUCAUCCUUGAUUUUUUUGUUGUUGUUGUUCUAGCUAGAUUUCAUUGGUUCUUUUGCCUAUCAUAAGAGAGUCUAUCUUAAUUUUAGUGCCUUUAUUGUAAUGAACUCUAAUUAUCAUUUAUCAUGUGAGGUCCACAGUUUAUCCUUAACAUCCAGGAUAAAUGCUCUAAUUAAAAAAUUUUUUUUCAAAGAAUGGGUUCUUUGAACAUUGUAGAGCUUUCCCCCUCUUAGCAAAGUAAAUGAAGCGUUUUUGUCUCUUUUAUUGUUUGUAAAAUUAUAUAGGGAGAAAACCAACAUAUUAGUUUAUAUAUUUGAGAAAAUAUAAGGGGCAAAGAAAACCUGCAACUUGUUUCCCUGCAGGUGCUUUCCAAACUGCUUCUUUUUAACACUGAAACUAAUACCAGGGAAACCAGGGAAAAGAUACCACAGGCAAUUUGGAAGCACUAUAAAAAACCCUGCCACUGCUACUCAGAUGAACCUUUUGUGUUCUUAGGGUGGUAUUGCUUCUAAAAAGCUCCUCUAAAUGUGGAAGGACAGUGUCAUGUACUGAUUUUCCAAGUAUAUUCAUGGCCCAGAUUCCAUUGAUACUUUUGGGUCCCAAGAAAUGUUUUACAACAUGCUUAUUUCCAAACUUUAUUUUAAACACUUGUAGUAUCUGCUUCUUGGUGUCAGGAAAUGAUCAUUUUCAACUAUUGUUCUUACUAUAAUUGUCUAGAUAAUGGUCCUAAGACCAUAACAUACACAUCAUUUUGGGCAGAAAUUCUGGGAAGUCACUGUUAUUAGUUUUUAGAUGAUCAUCCUAUCUUAAGUAUUUUUCUGUAGAACCUGCAUUUAUUCAGCAAAUAUUCACUGCACAUCUAUUAGGUGUCAGGCACUGUUCUCAUUGAAGGGUGUGUGUUAGUGAGCAAAACACACAAAAAUCCCUGCCCUCUGCACAAAGGUAGGUGAAAGUCAGUUUCUUAAACAAAUAGAAAUAUCUUAUUAGGGUCUUUGUUCUUAUAUCUUGAAGCUUUAAAACAAAAGCAGAAGUCAGAGAAAAUGCUCUUGUUACUGAAGUUUUAAUUUACAUUUUUUUUAGGUCUUUGAUUUAUUCCACCUUAGUUCGAAAAUAAAAUUAAGGAGAAGGAAGUAUGAAUUAUUGAUGAAUUUUAUCUACUUAAAGGGUUCUUAUCUAUUUUAUCUACUUGGCAAAAUUUGUUUUUAGGAUGGUCUUGUUUGUUUUUUUAAUUUUUUUUUUCAGUUUUAGCAUACUUAUUAAAAAAGAACUAACAGUUAACCUAAAGUUUUACUUUUGUAAUAACAUUGCACAAAAUUUAUUUUAUAAUGGUGUCCUGAGAAGCACAUUUGAAAGUUACCAUUUCAAAUCCAAAUAACAUUCAUAAAAAGCCAUAAAUUAUUCUACUCCUAAUAAGAAUAUUAAAAAGAAACACAUAAUGGAGAAAACCUUACCCUUUUUGAUGAAGAGGAAGAUUGAGAGUUGUGAUAUAUAUUUUAAAGGUUAAAAAUGAAUCCUAAAUAUAUUAGAACAAGGUCAUCCUAGUACUUUUAAUGACAUAGUGAUAAAAUACGCUAUAUCUAGUUUGUAGUUGAUAACAAAAAGUCAUAACAGAUGUUAAAAAGACAAUUGUUAUAGAAAAAAGAUUGAAAUUAUGUAAUGGUGAGAUUCUGUCAAUUAGUACCCAUUAAAAAGUGCAAACAACCUAGUCCAGAAGACUUUUCAUUCUUGCUGAUAAAUACUUAAAUAACUUAGUGGAUAUAUAUUACCAUUCUUAAAUUUCUGCAAUAAAAUCACUUUAAUUAAGGUAACUGAAAUACUGAAAUACUUUUUUCUUCCACCAUACGUAUUUUCGGAAACUUACUUUUCAAAGAUUGCCGUAUGGGCAGUGCUUGUUUUCUUUUGCAACAUAGACACAGAAUAAAUCAGAAUGAAGCUGUAUGGUUAAUUUACCCUAUUUAAGAACAUAAUUUUCAAAUCAUGAGUUAUGGAACUUGGGGAUUCCAUGCAGUACCUUUAAGCUUUCUUUUAAUAAACUCUGCUUAUAGUAGAUAUGUUUUAUUUGUUUCUUCUUUAUCUAUUACCCAGCAUCUCACAAUCCCGACAGGAGGGUUGUGGAUUUCAGAAGGAUUCUACUGGAGAUAUGAAAGCUGCUGAUAUAGAGGAAGAGAUGAUUCAUUUAUAAAUACAUUCCAUAUGCGUAAAUAAGUGAACUUAAAUACUAUUCAUAUCUACCCUCUGAAACUCAAACUAAACCUAAUGGAAAUCUAUGAAAAUCUUGAGAUCUAGUUUUGAGAUCUACUACUGAAUAGAGACAUUUUAUUUAGCCAUUUAAAUUAAUAAAUUAAUACUAAGAGAAUAAUAUGCCAUUUUAAGAACAUGUGCAUAAAUAUUCUUUGAAUUUUGAUAUCUGAUCACUUAAUAUAUUGUAAUCUAUUCACAUGAGCUGUGUAUAAAAACAUCUUUAAAAGGUUUGUGGGCAAUCUAAGUUUUCUCUUAUUGACAAUAAAAAUACAAGAUGAUGAUAUUUCAUGUUCCUUUUCUAAAACUGAAAUAACUCCUAAAGUGAAAUAACAUGGCAGGGUAAAGCCUAAGACAUACUAUCUUUCUUUUUAAAGUUAUUUUAAUGAUACUAUUCAUACUUCUUUCCAUACAGUUCAUAAAACAAUUUAAUCCUCAAAUUGUUAUUAAGUAUCAAAUUAGCAUAACUUUUUGAAAAAUCCACAGCAUGUUUUUGUGUAUAUGACUUAUACAGAGAUAUUAUGUUAAUCUUUUAUCUUCUAAGUGUUCCCUUUAUUAUUGGCAACCUAAAUUUGGACUUCUGAAUAUAUGGAGUUGAUUUAAUUAAGUAAACUCAUGUUACUUCACCUUUAUAUUGAAUAUUGUAGCAUUUUGAUUUUUCCUUCAAAGUAAUCUUGAGAAGGCAUUAUGAGUGAGAGCCAUAGCUGAAGGGGGCUGGAAUUGUCAGGUGAACUUAUUUUUUCCUUUGACAUUUUUGAUUCAGUAGACCCAAAGCUGCUUCUCUUCCAACUGUAAAAUUUGUCUUGUCAUUCACUUUACUUAUAGGAACCUUUGAAGCUGUAGUUUCAUACUGCAAUGAAUUUUACCUUUCCUUUGCAAAUAUAUUCAAAAGAUUUGCUAAUAUAGUCAUUGCACAGGAAACAAAGAAUUAGUAAAAUAAAUGAAACUGAGGGGUAUUUUUGUUUUGUUUUAUUUCUAUGUUUCCAAAGAUGUCACUCUCAUAUUGGGUAUGUGCCUGGACUAGACACUCAUAUCAGUAUAUUGCAAAAAUUUUUAUAAUUCUGAGGUGGUACCUUUCUUGAAUUAAAAAAAUAUACACAAUUCUGUUUUAGCUUCUGAUGUAUUUUCUGAGCCUCAUCCAUCUGUGUCUAAAAACGGACCAAAAAAAUAAUGUAGCUCAUUGUGCUGUAGGCUUUAUUCCCUUUCAGAUGGAGCUCCCUCAGUGCAUCUUUCCUCAUCUGUAGGCAGUGAUGGUGAAAGGCUAAAUGUGGACAUGUGAUACAUACUUACUGCACACCAUAGUGAGUUGUCAGUUUUCUCUUUUUUAAUCUUAUAUGAUCAUCUAUGUUUCCAAUUACUACUAUUUCUCUAUAUUCUUACUUUUUUCAACUUUCUUAAUAGACAUCUGUCUCUGUUUUCAUUCUAUUUUCUAAACAUCAUUGAAUCCUUUUGGUUUAUUUAUUUAUUUGUUGUUUGUUUGUUUUUAUUUAUUUAUUUAUUUAUUUAUUUAUUUAUUUUACCUCUGCUGGAUGGUUUCUCUUGAUGUAUAUGGACUACCCUUCCUACUGAUCCUAAUUCUCCUGAACUUCAUUUGAUUGGUCCCUGAAUAGUCCUAUGCUAUAUAUUUUAGAAUCAUGUGCAGUAGUUUUCCCCAUCACACCUCAAGGGAAAGAGUGAAUUUGAUCUAUUUCCUCAUGAGAAACACUCUGGUGUUAUAGAGCUUCCAGUUCCAUUAAACUUGGGAACUACUGGCAAGACUUUUACACCUUGGCUUGCAGUGAUUUCCUUAGUGGCCUGUCAUUGACUAAGAGCUCCAUCCAGAAGGGAAAGGAAGUACUGCAACAGUGAGUACAUUUUAUCUGCUUUAAAAAAAAAAAAAGUUUGUUUAGAGUAAACAUAAUGAACAGGUUGUAGUUAAGUAGUUUAGACCAUUUAAGAAUAUCAAAAGUAUAUUGCAAAAAGAAAAAAAAAAAUAAUAAAAUAAAACAAAAAAAAAUUUAAAAAAAUAGAAAAGCAUAUUACAAGGUUUUCUAAAGUGUUUUCUGAGAACAUUAGUUCUGCUUCAUGUUAAUAGGGGUUUUUUGGUUAAAUAAGUUUGGAAAAUCCUGGGCUAACAGAAUUAAGUGCACUUUUUGAUUAAAGCCAGUAGCAGGAUAAUAUGCAUUUUUAAACUACGAGAGAGUGAGUGAUACAGUGUAUAGUGUUUCACAAACUUAUUUGCUCAUGGAACUGUUUUUUUUUUAUCUUGGACAGAACCUAUUAUAAAAAUUCUACAGGAGGAACUUUGAAAAGUCUUAUCUAUAUCUUUUGUAGUUUACAAAUUUCCCAUGUGUAAAAUGGGAUGAAGAUUUACAUUUAGAAUCUUUUGAUUUACCCUUAGAAUAAAUUAAAAUUUAGAUUUUUCCAAAUCUCUUCUUAAUAAUACAAUAUGGUAUAUUUAUGUUAUAAAUAGAGACUGUAUAAAAAACAAUUUUUUCUCAAAUGUAUUCCAAAGUUCUUUGUCUUUCUGAGAAUAAAGGGCAAAAUAUA